UAAAAAGAGUUAGGGACCUAGCCAAACAUUUGCAACUUACAGAAAACUCCGAAAAGUUCCACUUUUAUGCUGGAUGAACGCUAAACUCACGCAGUUCUAUGCAAAAGCAAACUUUGCAGAAAACAGAAGAGAAACACAGUGUGUGUGUGUGUGUGAGAGAGAGAGAAAGAGAAGAAUGUGUGGGGUGAAAGGUAUAGUGCUGGACGCUUCAGUUCUGUUGGCAGCCGAUAAAAAUGAUGAUGAAAAUGGAAGUGUCUCUCUUGGGCCUGGAGCUGAUUAUAUUCUUCGCCAGCUUCGUUACUCCAAAAUCCUCACUGGUAUAUCUUAUGAACCUGAUCUUUCUGCUUAUAAGGUGCGCCUGCUCCAAGAAAAAGCAAGAUUAUAUUCCUACAAUUGUUUUGUCUUCCAGUCAACAGCCAUAGACAACUUUGUAAGUGAGGUUUCACUAGCAUGGGGCGACCAUUCUGGAAGUUAUAUGCAUGUAGUUUCCAGUUACAUGGACGAGGAGAUUUCCCCAUUGAUAAGUUCUGACUGGCUGUUCACCGUUCUUCGAUCUCCGGGAAAACCGUCAGAUGUUGAAUAUAGUCCUGGAACUGAAAAUCCAGGGAAGAUUUUCAUUAACAAACUUGAAGAAUUGCCUCUGACUAUCUGCAGUUUGAAUAAGAAGGUGAGAAGAAAUACUGUGUACUCAUUUGCAUUUGGCAUCCUUAAACUGCUUAAACAAAGAUUUGCUGGGAAACUGCAUAAUCACUUCACCAUAAUGGCUUCUCUGAAACAUUUGGGCAUUCAUUCCUUGCUGAAGGUACUGUUAGUUUGUAUCAUGAAAUUUUCUCCAGGCCCAGCUUCCAUGGCAUCCUCUAGCUUUCAACAGGAACUUUUUUACUUUUAUUAGUAAAGUAAUAAUUUU
Messenger RNA from Nicotiana tabacum (common tobacco), 907 nucleotides. The record is from RefSeq and is a predicted model, not a curated record. NCBI's taxonomy places the organism in Eukaryota, Viridiplantae, Streptophyta, Magnoliopsida, Solanales, Solanaceae.